AUGCCAGAGAAGAUUAUCAUAGUGACUGGAUUCGGUCCUUUCGUGGGUCACGAAGAACGUAACGCUAGCUGGGAGGCGGUGAAUCUUUUACCCGAAGUGUUCCUCUUUCGCAAAGACACAUACCAGAUACGCAAAUAUAAGAUACCCGUGACGUACGAGGAGGUGGAGCGUAUCGUGCCACUCAUUUGGAACCAACAACCAGAUUUGGUAGUGCACGUUGGCGUUCAUGGAAGGAUCAGUACCAUCAACCUGGAACAUUGUUCGUACACAUCCGGAUACUGCAAACCAGAUUUCGCUCAACGUUGUUUGCCUUGCGAUAAGAUAACACUCAGCGGAAAGCAUGCGACAGACGAAGGAUGUGUGAUGCUGAAAACGAAUCUGAACAUUGAACGAAUCGCUAAAGAAUUAAAUCUUGAGACGAAUGUGGAAUGCUGUUGCUCAACAAAUGUUGGAAACUACCUGUGUGGGUACAUCUAUCUCAAAUCGCUAGAUGUAAAUCCUGAUAGAACGCUAUUCAUACAUGUGCCGAAAAUAGAUGAACCAUACUCCUCGGAGCAAACGAUGGCGGCAAUCUACAAUGUGAUCGGGAAAUGCAUGGAACAGCUCUCAACCGAACGGAAGCUCUCCUGA
This is a messenger RNA of Anopheles marshallii, 630 nucleotides long. Its product is annotated as pyroglutamyl-peptidase 1. NCBI's taxonomy places the organism in Eukaryota, Metazoa, Arthropoda, Insecta, Diptera, Culicidae. The record is from RefSeq and is a predicted model, not a curated record. Gene Ontology annotation, biological process: proteolysis. Bases 1 to 630 code for a protein of 209 amino acids. The transcript is spliced from 3 exons. Gene Ontology annotation, molecular function: pyroglutamyl-peptidase activity. Gene Ontology annotation, cellular component: cytosol.